CAUCAUCAUCAUCCUUCAUCACUCCAACAAGAAUUCCUCAAAUUACAAAUCUAUCCCCAUCUUCGCAUCUUCUUCUCAUGAGAGAGGAACGCUCAUCCUCCGAGAUCAUGUCCGGCGACGACGACGACGACGACGACGAUCACGGCAACUCCAUGGAUCUAACCGUCGGCGAUAAGACUUGUGUUGCUCUUCCCUCCGAUCUCCCUCCCCCUUUCUCUGACCAGGUCCUUGAGAACGUCCUUGAGAACGUGCUCCAGUUCCUCACCACCCGCCAUGAUCGCAACGCCGCUUCUCUUGUCUGUAGGUCCUGGUACCACGCCGAGGCGCGGACCCGCCGGGAGCUCUUCAUCGGAAACUGCUAUGCUGUUGACCCAGCUCGCGCCGUCGCCCGGUUCCCUGGAAUCCGGGCGGUGGCGCUCAAGGGGAAGCCUAGAUUUGCUGAUUUUGGCCUUUUGCCGCAGGGUUGGGGCGGGAGGUUCACCCCUUGGGCCAAGGCCUUCUGCUCCUCCUACUCCUCGGUUGAAAAGCUUCAUCUUAAGCGAAUGACGGUGGUUGAUCAGGAUCUCUUUGUCAUCUCCCGCUAUCUGCCUUCCUUCCGCGAGCUCACACUCUUCUGCUGCGAUGGCUUCGGCACUGGUGGCCUUGCGUAUGUCGCGGAGAACUGCAGGCGCCUCCGUGUGCUGGAUCUGAUAGAGAACGAUAUGGAGGAUGACGAAGAUGAUGAUGAUGUGGACUGGAUCUCAAAGUUCCCGGAGACUAAGACCUGCCUGGAAUCUCUAGUGUUUGAUUGUGUGCGUUGCCCUGUGAACUUUGAAGCGUUGGAGGCACUUGUUGCCCGAUCCCCAGCCCUUCUCCGUUUGCGAGUGAAUCAGCAUGUCUCUUUGGGGCAGCUCCAGCGGCUCAUGGUGCGUGCUCCACAGCUCACUCACCUUGGCACUGGUUCAUUCCGGUUUGCUCAGGCUGCGAAUGAGCAGGUGGUUGAUUUGAACCCAGCAUUUGUCACUGCUUCGAGGUCUUUGGUCUGCCUCUCAGGCUUCCGUGGGCUCGCGCCAGAGCAUCUUCCUGCUAUUCUACCAGCUUGCCCGAACCUCACCUCCCUCAACUUCAGUUAUGCUGAGAUCACAACUGAGCAGCUCCGCCCAAUCAUUGUCCACUGCCACAAUCUACAAAACUUCUGGGUUCUUGAUACUGUUGGGGAUGAAGGGCUUCAACUAGUAGCAGCAACAUGCAAGGAUCUUCGAGAGCUUAGAGUGUUCCCUUUCUAUGCAAGGGAGGACUCUGAGGGCUCUGUUUCAGAUGUUGGGCUGCAGGCAAUCUCUGAGGGCUGCCCGAAGCUCCGGUCGAUCCUAUACUUUUGCCAAAGAAUGACUAAUGCUGCGGUUGUGUCCAUGUCCAAGAACUGCCCGGAGCUUGUGGUGUUUCGUCUCUGCAUCAUGGACCGCCACCGACCUGAUCACCGCACGAGGGACGCCAUGGAUGAUGGCUUUGGGGCCAUUGUGAUGAACUGCAAGAAGCUCACUAGGCUUGCUGUGUCUGGUUUGCUUACUGACAAGGCCUUUCGGUACAUUGGCAAAUACGGAAAGUCUGUGAGGACGCUGUCUGUUGCGUUUGCUGGGGAUAGUGAUUUGGGUCUUAGGUAUGUCCUUGAAGGUUGCCCAAAAUUGCAGAAGCUCGAGAUCAGGGACAGCCCUUUCGGAGACUUGGGUCUAAUCUCUGGCAUUCAGCAUUACUACAACAUGAGAUUCCUUUGGAUGUCUGCAUGCAAACUUUCUUUGAGGGGUUGCCAGGAUGUGGCUCGGACAUUACCCCAUUUGGUGGUGGAGGUGAUCAGGGAGAGGCCUGACGAAGAUGUACAGAAUGUUGAGAGGCUAUACCUUUACCGGUCUCUUGCCGGGCCGAGGACUGACGCACCGCCAUUUGUGGAAAUCUUGUAGUGUCUGCUUCUUUAUUGCUAUUUGCUGAAGAAGGAUUCUGCCAUCACCCUCUUGCUUGGCCUGGGAGAGAGUUCAUCUCGUAUUCAAUCCAUCACUGCCUGCAAGAAUUGUGAACUUGGUGGCAAGUUUUCAUAACCCACUGUAGACUUAUCUUGUUCCGCCUCAUUAGAUGAGACAGUUCCAGUUGUAUCUUUUAGCCCUUUCUGAUUUGGUAAUUUUAUUUCUUGUGUUUGGGCUGUUGGAAUUGGGACAUCAACAAUUCUAUGGAGGAGAGGGUGCAAUUCUGGAGAUGAUGUCAUUAAGUGAUAUUGUUCUAUCAGUAUGUUGCUAUUAAUACUUUCAUUCUCAAGAAGCCGAUAAACUUCAUCAAUAGUUCUCACCUUCUCUCAUUCUCAGCAAAGAUCCAUGGUUUCCCAUCUGUGGCUGACACCAAACUAAAAGGUGAAACUUUGGAACUUUCCACUCUCUUGUAGGAGGUUUUCAAGUUUUCUAUGUAAUCUCAGCAAUCUUUACUUCAUAUUCUGCGUCUCAGUUUCAUUUCCUUCAGGUUCUACGAUUGUUAGCUUCGAACAUAUCAGAUGCCUGAAAAACAAAUAAUUGUUGUAAGGAUUGAUGUUUAUAAUUGUUUCAUUUCCUUCA
Molecule: messenger RNA, 2573 nt
Organism: Dioscorea cayenensis subsp. rotundata (Guinea yam)
Lineage: Eukaryota; Viridiplantae; Streptophyta; Magnoliopsida; Dioscoreales; Dioscoreaceae
Product: transport inhibitor response 1-like protein
Exons: 3
Coding region: 78-1934 (618 amino acids)
Biological process (GO): SCF-dependent proteasomal ubiquitin-dependent protein catabolic process
Cellular component (GO): SCF ubiquitin ligase complex
Source: RefSeq, a predicted model, not a curated record